Fragaria vesca subsp. vesca is the source of this 1359-nucleotide messenger RNA. RefSeq names its product F-box/LRR-repeat protein 13-like. NCBI's taxonomy places the organism in Eukaryota, Viridiplantae, Streptophyta, Magnoliopsida, Rosales, Rosaceae. Bases 1 to 1359 code for a protein of 452 amino acids. The record is from RefSeq and is a predicted model, not a curated record. The transcript has 3 exons. Gene Ontology annotation, molecular function: protein binding.
AUGGAUUCGACGUCAAAGCAUCAAGCAGGAUUCAAAGUUAAAGAUAGGAUCAGUGCAUUACCGGAUGCCAUUUUGUGUCACAUAAUUUCUUCCCUUCAAACAAAACAUGCUGUGAGGACUGGCAUUUUGUCACCAAGAUGGAAGAACAUUUGGGUUUCUGUUCCCAAUCUAGACUUCAAUGAUAGAGAUUUCAAUGACUCUGCCAGUUUUUCGACGUUUGUUGAGCGUGUACUCUUCUUCCGCAGCUCAUCAGACAUUCAAAAAUUUCUUCUUCACUGCUCCGCGGCUGAGGAUUACUCUCGUAUUUGUGGUUGGAUUCUUACUGCCAUUAGACAUAAUGUUGUUGAACUUGAUCUCCGUGUUGCGUCACAUGGAAGCCAAAUUUUUGAGUUGCCUAGCAGCCUUUUUGUGUGCAAAACACUGACAGUUUUGAAGCUACUGUCACCUUUUAUCACCAACACUCCUGCCUCAGGGUGUUUCCCAAGUCUGAAAUGUCUACUUGUUACAGUUCAUCUGCCUAAAGAUAAUGACUCAAUGUUGAAGCUAUUUACAAAGUGUCCCGUACUUGAAGAGUUGACUAUACAGGGUUGUCUUCAAGCAGAUAUUGUUCUGAAUGUCAACAUUUCGGCGCCUAUACUGAAGAUUCUAAGAAUGAACUUUGGCAGCAAUGAUGACCGUGAGGCGUCCAACUUUUUUGUUGAUGUCCCGAUGCUUGAAUACCUUGAUCUCACGGAGGAUUUCUUGUCAAAUUAUUUUUUGAGCUGUGGAAAUUCCCUGGUAAGAGCUAUUCUUGAUCUCUGUGAUCCAAUGUCAAGUGUAGAUCCCGACUUUCCUACUCGCGUAUCUGGACUCCUGGCAGGUGUAUCCAAUAUGAAGUAUCUGUCUCUCUCAAUUCAUCGUUUUAAGGUUGGUUGUCUGCCUGCUUUUAAUAAUCUUACCAAACUGAAGUUGGUUCUUCUUGAAUGCUUUCCCUGGGAAUUGCUAACACAGAUACUUGAGAGAUCACCUCAUGUGGAGCAUCUUGUCUUAGAGCAUAGUCUCACAAGUUGCGAUGAUGAUGACUCGUUUGAUGAUGACUCGGAGUAUGACUCAGAACCGGAAGAACCCCCAAAGCCUCAAUGGCUUCCCCCGCAGGUUGUGCCUAUUUGUUUAGUGUCACACCUCAAGACUGUUGCCAUCGAGGGAUUCAAGGGACAGGUGGAUGCAAUUGAAGUGGCAAAAUAUUUCCUUAGGAAUGGUGCAGUUUUAGAGAAGUUGACAGUUUCCAAAGCUCCUACGUGUGAAGAAAUUCAGGCCUUAUAUGAGGAACUUUUGACGGUUCCAAGGGUUUCCAAGGCUUGUAUAGUCGAGUUUAUCUAA